UGACAACACAGUUAUCAUGCUCUUCUCACAAGAUAACUCCGUUAUCAGUUGGUACACUCGAUGUCGGGUCAUAUGACAGGCACGGGAUCUGAAGUUAUAAAAAUCAGUUUGACAGCGGACCUUUAGACGUGCACACCAACCAUUACUAGCAAAGAUGUUCCGUUUGGCUGUAAUUGUUGCCCUGGUGGCAUUUGCUUAUGCUGCUAGACUUGAAAAGUUCAACCCAGAACUGGACGGUGAGUGGCAGGAGUAUAUGAAAUACCACAACAAACAAUACCAGUACGGAGAGGAGCUCACCAGACGCUUGAUCUGGGAACAGAAUUUGGCAUACAUCAAGAAACACAACCUGGAAGCCGACAGGGGCGUGCACACUUUCUGGCUUGGAAUGAACGCUUACGGUGAUAUGACCAAUGAGGAAUUCGUUAGUCAGAUGAACGGAUACAAAAUGGCCGCCAAAACAAACGGUUCAACUUUUUUGCCACCAAGUCACGUGACUCUGCCAGACAGCGUUGAUUGGAGGAAUGAAGGUUACGUCACACCAGUGAAAAACCAGGGGCAAUGUGGAUCAUGCUGGGCUUUCUCCACCACAGGGUCUCUUGAAGGCCAAACAUUUAAAAAGACAGGAAAAUUGCCAUCUCUCUCAGAGCAAAAUUUGGUAGACUGCUCCGGAAAACAAGGUAACCAGGGUUGUCAAGGAGGUUUAAUGGACCAAGCAUUUAAGUACAUCAAGGAAAACAAUGGUAUUGACACAGAAUCAAGUUACCCCUACAAAGCAGUUAACGGAAAAUGCAAGUUCGAUGCUGCUAACGUAGGAGCCACGGACACCGGUUUUGUUGAUGUUAAGAGCAAAAGUGAGUCCGACCUUCAAUCAGCCGUGGCAACUGUGGGACCAAUCAGUGUGGCUAUUGAUGCAUCACAUGCGAGCUUCCAACUUUACAGAUCUGGGGUUUACCACACCUUUUUCUGCAGUCAGACUAGGCUCGAUCACGGUGUCCUUGCAGUCGGCUACGGUUCAGAGAGCAAUAGAGAUUAUUGGCUCGUCAAAAACAGUUGGGGUGAAAGUUGGGGAGAACAAGGAUACAUCAAAAUGUCCAGGAACCGUGAUAAUAACUGCGGCAUUGCGACACAGGCCAGCUAUCCAACCGUUUAGACAAAUAGCUAUCUGAACGGGAAAUGCGGCUAUCCAAACGAAAUCCGUACUAUUUCAACAACUCAUCUGCUGAAAAGAACUUAAUCUGAAUGGACAAAAGAUAAAUAAUAAAGAAAAUAAUUGUGUUACCCAAACUUAACACUGGAUUUAGAGAAUAAUUAUGAUGUUUUAGUCUGUAAAUUUUAUCUUCGAUUUCCUUAAUUGUUUUCUUUAAAGUUCAUGUUAUUAAUAAAAUAUAAAAUUUUAAA
This is a messenger RNA of Ruditapes philippinarum (Manila clam), 1398 nucleotides long. RefSeq names its product procathepsin L-like. Gene Ontology annotation, molecular function: cysteine-type endopeptidase activity. Lineage: Eukaryota; Metazoa; Mollusca; Bivalvia; Venerida; Veneridae. Gene Ontology annotation, cellular component: lysosome. The coding region runs from base 155 to 1150 and encodes 331 amino acids. The record is from RefSeq and is a predicted model, not a curated record. The transcript is spliced from 9 exons.